Phycodurus eques (leafy seadragon) is the source of this 2485-nucleotide messenger RNA. RefSeq names its product transient receptor potential cation channel, subfamily C, member 6b (gene trpc6b). Gene Ontology annotation, biological process: regulation of cytosolic calcium ion concentration; calcium ion transmembrane transport; manganese ion transport. Gene Ontology annotation, molecular function: protein binding; store-operated calcium channel activity; inositol 1,4,5 trisphosphate binding. Lineage: Eukaryota; Metazoa; Chordata; Actinopteri; Syngnathiformes; Syngnathidae. The record is from RefSeq and is a predicted model, not a curated record. Gene Ontology annotation, cellular component: membrane; cation channel complex.
AUGACAGCCGAACUCUCAAGCUCGGCCUCGCAGGGGGCUGCCCCCCUCUUCCAAGCCCAUUCCGGCUCCGGCCUCUCCCUGACCGAGGAAGCUUUUUUAGAGGCUGUUGUGUGCGGCAACGUUCCCGAGGUGAGGCGCUUGCUGGACGAGCUGCCGGACCUCAACGUCAACAAAGUUAACUUCACGGGUCAGAACGCCUUGCAGCUGGCUGUGUCCAACGAGCAUUUUGAUAUCACCAAGUUGCUCCUGGAGAGGAAAGAGCUGAGCAGGAUGGGCGACGCAUUGCUCUUAGCCAUCCGAAAAGGUUACGUACGCAUCGUGGAGGCCAUCUUGAGCCACCGGGCCUUUGCGGACGUUCAGAGUUUAACGUGUAGCCCCAGUCAGGCGGACAUACAUCGAGACCUCUUUGCUUACGACGAGAACGGCAGCCUUUUCUCUAACGACAUCACGCCCAUAAUCCUGGCCUCUCAGCACCACGACUACGAGAUAGUCCACUUGCUUCUCACCAGGGGGGCCCGUAUCCAGCGACCCCACGACUACCUCUGCCGGUGCAACGCCUGUACCGAGCAGCAGGCUGAGGACUCCUUCAGACACUCGCAGUCCCGUAUCGACGCCUACAAAGGUCUCGCCAGUCCGGCCUACUUGUCACUCUCCAAUGAAGACCCCAUGAUGGCGGCGCUGGAGCUGAGCCAUGAACUUGCGGUCUUGGCCAGCACUGAGAUGGAGUUCAAGAACGACUACAAGAAACUGUCCAUGCAGUGCAAAGACUUCAUGGUGGGCCUCCUUGACUUGUGUCAGAACACAGAGGAAGUGGAAGCCAUCUUGCAUGGUGACUCGCUCGAGAUUCCGCAAAACCUCGCCAGGUUAAAACUUGCCAUCAAGUAUGAAGUUAAGAAGUUUGUGGCCCAUCCCUACUGCCAGCAACGUCUGCUCUCCAACUGGUACCAGAACGUGUCCGGACUACGUCAGCAGACCACGGCAGUUAAGAUUCUCCUGGUUCUUGGGGUCGCGGUCGGCCUGCCCCUUCUGGCCCUCGUGUCCUGGAUUGCGCCAUCCAGCAAGCUAGGGAAGUUCAUGUCUGGACCUUUCCUGAAGUUUGUGGCGCACGCCGCCUCCUUUGUGACGUUCCUGUGCCUGCUGGUCCUCAACGCGGCCGACCGCUUCAACGGGCCGCCGCUGCUGCCAAACAUGACAGCCCACGAUCGGCCCUCACAGCUCUUCCGCAUGAAGACCACCCGCUUCACCUGGAUGGAGAUUCUUAUCAUGUCUUGGGUCCUAGGGAACAUUUGGGAAAAAUGCAAUGACAUUUGGUCACAGGACAUAAGAGAAUAUUUCUUAGAACCGUGGAACCUUCUGGACUUUAACAUUUUGGCCAUUUUCACCAGCUCGUUCAUUGCACGGCUGAUGGCGUUCUGGCACGUGUACGCCGCUCAGCGCUACGUGGACGAGCACCACGCCAAUCUGUCCAGCACCUCCCUGCCUUCAAACAUUCAAUACUUUCAGCUUCCCCGAGUCAGCUGGCUUUCGUCAGAUCCACAGCUAAUUUCCGAGGGGCUGUACGCCACCGCGGUGGUGAUGAGCUUCUGCCGCGUCGCCUACGUGCUACCCGCUAACGAGAGCUUCGGCCCGCUGCAGAUCACGCUCGGCAGGACGGUGAAGGACAUCUUCAAGUUCCUGGUGAUUUUCAUCACCGUCUUCGUGGCGUUCAUGGUGGGGAUGUUCAAUCUGUACUCGUACUAUCUCGGGGCCAAGUACAACGACGCAUUCACCACGCUGGAGGAAAGCUUCAAAACGCUCUUCUGGGCCAUCUUCGGCCUAUCGGAAGUGAAGUCGGUCGUGAUCGACAUCAACCACAAAUUCAUCGAGAACAUCGGCUACGUCCUGUACGGCGUCUACAACAUCAUCAUGGUGAUCGUCUUGCUGAACAUGCUCAUCGCCAUGUUCAACAGCUCCUUUCAGAAGAUAGAAGGUGACGCUGACGUUGAGUGGAAGUUCGCCCGAGCCAAACUGUGGUUCUCGUACUUUGAGCAAGGCGGCUCGCUGCCCGUGCCCUUCAACCUGCUCCCGAGUCUCGGCCCCGUUGCUUCUUUCCUGCGGGGGCUCAAAGGAUCUCUGUGGGAGGCAGCUCGAGGCAAAGGCAGAGAAAAGACGCGGGGUGAAGAAAGGGAACAACAAAAGUUAAAUCAAAAAGAAGACUCCAGAGUGGACGCAUCUGCUUGCCCAACACGUUAUCAAAAGAUCAUGAAACGCCUCGUCAAGAGACACAUCUUAAAAGCGCAGCGGGACAAAGAAAACGACGAGGUGAAUGAAGGCGCACUGAACGAAAUCAAGCGGGACAUCUCCAGCCUGCGCUACGAGCUGCUGGCGAUGGGGAAGCGGGAAGUGAAAACCCUGGCAGAGCUCAUCAGGCAGCUAAGUGAAGUGACACAAGGACACCAUGAGUCUUGUUAGUUUGUAUGCAAGGAUGCAUUCAAAGUCAAUUGGG